Messenger RNA from Protopterus annectens (West African lungfish), 5079 nucleotides. It is a transcript of the gene ABCC12, whose product is annotated as ATP binding cassette subfamily C member 12. The record is from RefSeq and is a predicted model, not a curated record. Lineage: Eukaryota; Metazoa; Chordata; Ceratodontiformes; Protopteridae. The coding region runs from base 56 to 4405 and encodes 1449 amino acids. The transcript is spliced from 31 exons. Gene Ontology annotation, molecular function: ATP binding; ATP hydrolysis activity; ABC-type transporter activity. Gene Ontology annotation, biological process: transmembrane transport. Gene Ontology annotation, cellular component: membrane.
UUUCUUCUAGAGGCUUGCCAGAGAGGACUGUUCAGACUGUAAAGAAAGAGGUGAAAUGAACAAAAGAAAACAAAACUACAAAUUACAUACAGACAAAAUGAGCCUCGCAUCAAACAAAAAUGUUCCUGUCGAACGUUAUAUUUCUACGAAUGUUAAGUCUACAAAUGGUACUGGAGCUGCAGGAAUUUCUAAUGGAAAUGAAAUUGAUGAUGUUCCAUGGUACAUGAAUGUUAAUGGAAUGGUUGGAGAUUCACCGGAUUUACCUCCAUCAACAGACUACAAAUAUGAUCAUCAUGGAUCUCUUAAAUACAAGCAGGCCCUAAAGACUCUGAUUCCCUUCCGUCUUAAACAAAAGAAUCCAGCUCCAAACCCAGUAGAUGAAGCUGGAUUUUUCUCAUUUGCAACAUUUUCAUGGCUUAAUUCACUGAUGCUCAAAGGGUACAAGGAUGAACUGAAUUUUGAGACCUUCCCUCCACUGUCUCAAUAUGAUGCUUCUGAAAUAAAUGCAAAAAGAUUUCAGCGACUUUGGGAUGAAGAAGUAUCACGAGUGGGUCCAGAAAAGGCUUCUUUGAAUAGAGUAUGUCUACAGUUUCAGAAAACACGGGUUAUAUUAGGUACACUGGCUAUGAUCAUGUCUACACUGUGUUCUUUUAUUGGACCAAGUAUCUUAACCCACAAUAUCCUGAAGUAUAUUGAAAGUGCUUCAAAUGAUACCGUGCAUGGUGUAGGACUCUCUAUAGCACUUUUUAUCACUGAAGCAUCAAAGUCGUUCUUCUUUGCCUUAGCCUGGGCUAUUAACUAUCGCACAGCUACAAGACUGAAAGCGGCAAUUUCCACAGUGGCAUUUGAAAAAUUAGUGAGCAUGAAAACUUUAACUCAUAUCACUGUUGGAGAGGUUAUGAACUUACUUUCUAAUGAUGGGCAUCGUCUGUUCGAAGCUGCAAUAUUUUGCCCAAUUGCACUGGGCGCACCGGUGCUAUUACUUGUCUGUACAAUAUAUUCGUGUGUAAUUCUUGGUCCUACUGCAAUUAUUGGAGUGGCUAUAUAUUUUUUGUUUUUACCUGUACAGAUGGCUAUGGCUAGGCUUACUUCAACGUUUCGAAGAAUUGCUAUUGCUGUGACAGAUAAUCGUGUUCGAACUAUGAAUGAAGUCCUAACAUGCAUAAAAUUAAUUAAAAUGUAUGCAUGGGAGAAGCCUUUUGCAAAAACUGUUAGUGAUGUGAGAAAUGAUGAAAAAAAGAUACUGGAAAAAGCUGGCUACGUGCAGAGUGUUAAUUCUGCGGUUACUCCAAUCGUACCGACAUUAUCUACUGUUGCAACUUUUAUACUCCAUACCUCACUAAGACAAAAUUUGCUUGCAUCAACAGCAUUUACAGUAAUUGCAAUUUUUAAUGCCAUGAAGUUCACUCUUGCAACACUCCCUUUUUCAGUAAAGGCAUUAGCAGAAGCAAAAGUUUCUUUGAGCAGAGUAAAGAAAAUUCUUAGUAUUGAAAAUCCACCAUCAUAUAUAAAAUCACUAAAAGGAUCACCAUAUGCAGUUUUAUUUGAAAAUGCUACACUUUUUUGGGAAACUCCCACUGAUAAAGAACCACUGCAUGCUGAUGGGAAUAAUUUUGCUGGUGAAACUGUCAUGAACGGAGGUGAAGGAACAGAAGUCAGCUUUUCGAACAUCCCUAAGGAGCAAUCACAUACUUCAUCAAAUUCUGCAGUUCAGAAUAAAAAUCUCAGCAUCAUGACACUGCGUGAUAUAAACAUCACUGUUAAAAAGGGAAAACUGCUAGGUGUCUGUGGCAAUGUUGGAAGUGGAAAGAGCUCUUUUAUUUCAGCCAUAUUAGGACAGAUGCGUCUACAUCAUGGAACUGUAGCUACAGAAGGAACAAUUGCCUACGUCUCUCAGCAAGCCUGGAUUUUUCAUGGAGAUGUUAGAGAAAAUAUACUCUUUGGGAAGGACUACAAUGAAAGAAGAUACAACCAGAUCAUUAAAGUCUGUAGUCUUAAACCAGAUUUUGAAAUCCUUACUUACGGUGACAAGACAGAAAUCGGUGAAAGGGGUAUCAACCUCUCUGGGGGACAGAAACAAAGGAUUAGCCUUGCUCGUGCUGUGUAUGCCGAUCGAGAUAUCUACCUGCUGGAUGACCCCCUGUCGGCUGUUGAUGCCCAUGUUGGCAAACACAUCUUUGAAGAAUGCAUUAAAAAAGCACUGAAAGGCAAAACAAUCAUUCUGGUCACUCACCAGCUCCAGUAUCUGGAAUUCUGUGAUGAAGUUGUUUUACUGGAAGAAGGUGAAGUACUGGAGCAAGGUGACCACAAAUUCCUGAUGAAAAUGAAAGGCCGAUAUGCACAUCUUAUUGAAAACUACCAAAUGGAAGAACCCAAGGAGUCUAAUGAUGGAACAACUCAGCCUCUGGAUUAUGCUGAAAUAGAUACCAAAAAGUACACUGACAAACCUGAAAGUCCUCUGAGAGGAAUUGAAAAUCCCGUCUUUAACAUGAAUGAUGAGAGCAAUUAUGAGGAAGUCCAUGAAGGUGAGACAAUCAAAGAAGGAGUCAUGAAUGGUCCAGCACCUGCAAAUCAACUAGUGCAAAAGGAGGACAGCCAAGAGGGUUCGGUAUCUUUGAAAACCUACCAUUACUACAUGAAAGCUGCUGGAGGUUAUUUCCUGUCUUGCACCGUGCUAUUUCUUUUCAUACUAAUGAUUUUCAGCAUGAAUUUCAGCAAUUGGUGGCUAAGUUAUUGGAUAGACCAAGGCUCAGGGGAAUCAAAUGUUAAUGAGACGGAAGCCAAUGUAACACAAAAUAUUAAAAAUGGUAAUAUUUCUGAAAACCCCAGACUGGAAUUUUACCAGUUAGUGUACGGAAUGAUUACUGUUGCAUUGACAUUAUUUGGAAUCCUUAAAGGAUUUGCAUUUACGAAGACAACACUGAAGGCUUCAUCCUCACUACAUGACAGAAUGUUUUACAAGAUCUUACGUCGACCUAUGAGUUUCUUUGACAUAACUCCAUCUGGAAGACUGAUAAAUCGAUUUUCAAAGGAUAUGGAUGAAAUAGAUUCCAGGCUGCCAUUUCAACUGGAAAACUUUCUGCAACAAUUAUUAACAGUUCUGUUCACCAUAGCAACCCUAGGAGCUGUGUUUCCCUACAUCCUCAUUGCAGUAGCCGUUCUAGGUGUUAUCUUUUAUGUCAUUCUAAAAGUUUUCCAGAAGUCUGUCCGAGAGAUGAAGAGAAUGGAAAACAUCAGCCGCUCUCCCUGGUUUUCACACAUUACGUCUACCGUACUUGGGCUCGGCACAAUUCAUGCCUAUAAUAAGAAAGAAGAGUACAUUGAACGAUUUAAACUGCUGAAUGAUGAAAACUCCUGCCAUUUUCUUUUGUUUAACUGUGGUAUGCGAUGGCUUUCCAUAAGAAUCGAUUUCCUUAUGACAGUUUUAACUCUGGCUGUAUCGCUGUUUGUGGUGCUGAGUCCUGAUGGCAUUGAUGCAUCGUACAGAGGACUGGCACUUUCCUAUGUCAUACAGUUAACGGGACUGCUUCAGAUAUGUGUACGAAUGGGAGCAGAAACAGAAGCAAGGUUUACUUCAGUUGAACGAAUUAAUGAGUAUGUACUGGACCCUCUUUCUGAAGCACCAUUGCAUGUUGAUGGUGUAGUGAUUCCCAAGGGAUGGCCGAGCCGUGGCGCAAUUACAUUUAAACAUUUUCACAUGAGGUACAGAGAGAACACACCAAUAGUACUUCAAGACUUGGACAUCAGUAUAUAUCCACAAGAAAAGAUAGGAAUUGUGGGAAGAACAGGUUCUGGGAAAUCCUCACUGGGUGUAGCACUGUUCCGACUAGUAGAACCAGCCGCUGGGACGAUCUUAAUCGAUAAUGUGGAUGUUUGCAGCAUUGGCUUGGAAGACCUACGCAGCAAGUUGUCUAUUAUCCCACAAGAUCCAGUAUUAUUUGUAGGAACUGUAAGGUACAAUUUGGAUCCCUUUAAUAACUACAAUGAUGAGCAAAUCUGGAAAGCAUUAGAAAGGACAUAUAUGAAAGAUGCGAUAUCAAAGUUACCAAGGAAACUAGAUUCUGAAGUGAUUGAAAAUGGAGAAAACUUUUCAGUAGGCGAACGCCAGCUACUCUGUAUGGCAAGAGCGCUCCUGAGAAAUUCAAAGAUUAUACUAUUAGAUGAAGCCACAGCCUCUAUUGAUUCUGAAACAGAUGCAUUGAUUCAGCGCACGAUUAAAGAUACAUUUCAAGACUGCACAGUUUUAACGAUUGCUCACCGAAUCAAUACAGUUUUAGAGUCUGACAGAAUCCUAGUCAUGGAAAGUGGAAAGGUAGCCGAGUUUGACAAACCAGAGACUCUUGUACAAAGACCUGACUCUUUGUUUGCAUCGUUGUUAGCAGCUGCUGGUAAAGUUGACUCAUAGAAGACAAUCAAAAACAUUAACUGAAAGAAGUACAUCUGCUGCACCUUUGUUCUUAACAAAUUAAUCAUGGACAAAACCUAGGCUAAUGUACAAGGCCUCAUGAACACAUCUGCUCUGAAAUUACUUUGUCCAGUUGCUUGUGAUGAGUUUAGGCAACAAACAUGAUGUAUGACACAACACUUGAAUAAUACCUAUUAUAUUAAGUAGUUAUUCAUGGCUCUUUAAAUGACUUGGCAUGCAAUGUAUGCAUAAUGAACACAACAGAUAAUGUACUCGAAUGUUAAUAAUAAGCCACGUCCUUAUACGAGCACAAUGCUCCUGCUUCCCAAAGGCGACAUCACCUAACCUGGUACCUGACUGCUACCUCUUCAUUGCCUCCUGCACAGAUACUUCAGUACCAGCUUAAGUACUUGUCAAUUAUAGUGUACAUGAUGUAAAUACAAUUCUUGUAAAAUGUUUGUUUUUCUCCAUGACUAUCUGCUUAACUACUGUGAUUAUAGCUUCUACCUUUGAUGUUAUUAACUUAAUCUCUGUACAUGCUACAACUGUGUUGCUUUUAUUUUUGUCAAACUUUGAAUGUAUUUUCACCCAGACUGUGCCUGCAGUUGGCCAGGUCUGAUCUGUGCAAUAUCUGCAUAAACAAAUACAAGUAAAAUAAAAUAAAAUAAAAUAAA